AUGAGAUUUUUCUUGAUCUCAGGUAUUGCGCUUUUUGCGCCAGCUACUGUUCUAGCGCAGACCUUCCAGCGCUUGGGUGGCUGUCCUACAUUAGGGUGUGUCUUCCCUCCGGACCAGGCGGACUUCCUGGCGGGACAAUACUUUGAUAUUCGACUGGAGGUGCACUCACCUGUCAAUGGUUCGGAGGCUCGGAAGGGCGAGCCGGAUCCUGACUUCAAGUUCACCAUUGCCAAGAAGGGUGAAGAGUCCCAGGCAGCGACGGAAUACUUUGAUGUUGAGGAGCCUGAACUGGAACGAUGGGAAUUUUCGUGGUAUGAGGAUCUCUUUGCAGAAGACGCAGGAAAAGCCUCCCUGGUCAACGUCACCUCCAAGGCAUACCGCAGGAUUGCCCUCAACGAGCCAGGCGAAUACGAAGCAACCCUAACCUACUACGGAGACCAAACUACAACGACCACCUGGACCGUCCGCGACCUUCCCACCAAGCGACGCACAAAGAACGUUAUCCUCUUCAUCGGCGACGGCAUGACAACCAACAUGAUCACCGCAGCUCGUCUGAUUGCCCACCGCAGCAUCAACGGCAAGUACAUGACCAAGAUGGCGAUGGACAAGUUCCCCGUCCUGGGCCACCAGAUGACCCAUUCGAUGGACUCGUUUAUUACGGAUAGCGCCAACUCUGCAACGGCGCUGUACAGCGGUCACAAGACCACCGUUAACGCAUUGGGUGUGUAUGUCGACUCUUCUGAGGAUGCCACGGAUGACCCCAAGUUCGAGAACAUCGUUGAGAUUUUCCGUCGUCGGUACCCGGAUGCUGGUGUUGGUAUUGUCUCCACGGCGUUUCUGGCGGAUGCCACACCUGCUGGAUUGAGUGCACACACGGCAGACCGGGGCGAGUAUGAGCAUGUCAUAAACGCUUUCUACGAGGGCUUGACAAACUACGAGUGGACGAAAUGGGGCGGUCCGGAUGUCCUCUUCGGUGCUGGAGCCGAGAACUUCCUCGAAAGCCAGGAUGCCUCGCGCGACUACUACAAUCUAUUCGCGGAGCAGGGAUACAACGUCCUCUGGAACAACACUGCCCUGCACGCCGCCCCGAACGACACCAGAGCCCUUGGUGUCUUCCAAACCUCGAACCUGGCCACCUGGCUUGACCGCAAUGUCUACCAAGCCAACUUGCUCAACCAGAGUAACUACCCCGACGGCUCCGGCCGUGAUGCAGAGGACCUCCCAGGCCUGAAGGACAUGACCCUAAAAGCCAUCGACGUCCUGAACGCGCGCCACGAAAAAGACGGCUGGUUCCUCAUGUCCGAAGCAGCGAGUAUCGACAAGCAAAUGCAUUCCUUAGACUACGACCGCUCCCUAGGCGAACUCCUCGAACUCGACGACACCGUCCGCGCAACGAUCGAAAAACUAGACGCUCUCGGCGAGCUCGAAGACACUCUAAUUCUCGUAACCGCAGAUCACGGCCACGGCUUCGACGUCACCGGCUCCGUCGACACAGAGUACCUCAACGCACAGACAGAUGACCGUUCCAAGCGCCGCGCAGUCGGGUACUACGAGAACUCAGGCCUCUCGCAGUACACCAUGAGCAGCGGUGGAACCAGCCUCCGCUAUUCCGAAGGCGUGCAUUUCCCAAGUCGCUGGGACCCGCGGUAUUCCCUACACGCCGGCGUGGUUGCUUUCCCGGACCAUCGUGAGAAUUACCAGGUGCAUGCAGACGGCCCGCGCAGUCCUGCAAAUGGCCCCGUGGCUAAUUACAAGGAUGCUGUGACUGGGUUCCUAGUGAACGGGACGUUGCCGUUGGAUACUGACGAGGGCGUGCACUCGUUGACGGAUGUGCCUGUCUUUGCGCAGGGGCCGUGUCAGGAGUUAUUUGGGGGGGUGUAUAACUCGGUUGAUAUUUUCUUCUAUAUGGCUGAGUGUCUUGGGUUGGCGAGUAAGGGUCCGAAAGGAGGGCGUUAA
Messenger RNA from Aspergillus chevalieri, 1956 nucleotides. Its product is annotated as alkaline phosphatase. The transcript is spliced from 2 exons. The record is from RefSeq and is a predicted model, not a curated record. Gene Ontology annotation, biological process: dephosphorylation. Lineage: Eukaryota; Fungi; Ascomycota; Eurotiomycetes; Eurotiales; Aspergillaceae. Gene Ontology annotation, molecular function: alkaline phosphatase activity. Bases 1 to 1956 code for a protein of 651 amino acids.